Messenger RNA from Aspergillus pseudonomiae, 398 nucleotides. RefSeq lists its product as uncharacterized. The transcript has a single exon. The coding region runs from base 84 to 299 and encodes 71 amino acids. Lineage: Eukaryota; Fungi; Ascomycota; Eurotiomycetes; Eurotiales; Aspergillaceae. The record is from RefSeq and is a predicted model, not a curated record.
UCCUUCUCUCUCUUUUUAAUUCAGCAUUUCUUUUCUGACAGGAACUGGACUUGACAUGAUAUGCAUUUAAUCACCCAUUCCGCAUGUUUCUCGAGUCUCAUUUCGAUUCGCUAUAUUCGAUUCUCUGUAUAAUCUUUACUCUCAUGUGUUUAUUGUUUUGGCUGCCACCUCUCGAUACCUCUGCAUUGUUCUCCCUCCACUUCGUAUCGAACCCUCUAUAUAACUUAUUUUUUUUUGCUUUUACUUUUCGGCCAUUUUGUUUGGGAUCGAACCUAGGAGGGGUUCAUAUUGACGACUGAUGUGACUUGAUCCAUUCUGUGGGUGUUGCGGCGAUAGGCAUUGAAUGAAUAACAAAGCAUCAGUUGAAUGAUUGAAACAUGUCUACAGGAGGGCGUCUG